AUGGCACCCAUGAACCGAUCUUUCUCUCUUCCCGUCUCACUGCCCGAUCGUGUCUCCCGACUGAAAGUUUUCUCCGGGGCGGCGGGUAAAGAUGAGGUGAGUGGGGUCUUUCUCUUCAUACGUCAUCCUUCGCUUCUAGCUCCUCCACUGGACUCUUCAACCCAUGUAACCUUUGCAGCCCUUGCAUACCUACAUCCUCCAACCUGUGCUCUCUCACAAUCAACCACCACACUGCCCCAACCCAUCCGGGGAUCAUUACGCGCUUUUGUCACUCGGACUCGCAAAUCUGUUGAUUUUUCGAAUCAAAAAGACAAGGAGAAAGAUCAAGAUGUAGCAGACAAAAUCGAAAAGCCAGAUUCACUUGGAUUGACUAUAGAAAGAACGCUGACACAGGAUUCUUCUACUUCUUCCACCACCCCCACACCACUUCUCAAUCCAACUUCCCUCCCUAACCCUCCUCCCCUCACACCAUCUUACGAUGAUCAGACUUCCCACCUUAUCAUCGGAGCGAUGAGUCGGAAGAAGACCGACUCCAAAUCGAUAGAAAACAAACGACCUUCUGCAACUGGCGCCGCACUAGCUGCGAUAGGAUUAAAAAGUUCAAGUCUAGGAUCUGCCACUCCUUCAUCUAGACCUAUCACUCCUCCUAAACCGACUGAUCCUCUACCAACCAUCAAAACCCCUAAACCAUCAAUCCUUCUUCCUUCAAAACCCAUCGGAAGUACUCCCAGGACGGAGAAAGAAGAACGUGGGAGACAAGCCCGUGCACCUAGUCCUUUCUUCCGAGCUAGAAGUCGACGAGAUAAAGCCAGGGAAAGAGAUCAAAGUCCUCACAUCGGAGCGUUACCCAAUGACAAAGACGCUGAAAGUGACGGUGAAUCAGUCGUCGCCGUAGGUAAAUUCCGUCCUCAAGCAUCAGCUUUUGACGGUGAUGAACCCGGUGUUGUCAUACAAGAUCAAGAUUCCUCCGAUAGUGAAGAUGAGGAAACCCCCGGAGAAGUAGAGUUCGACGCAUUGGACGACGUGGAUAUAUUCGAUGAGAAAACAAUGGCGAAUACAAAAGCUAACGCUUUCUUCAUUCCAGGUGUGGCUGCGGAUGAAGAUGGGGUAGAGAUAGAAGGUUUACCUCCUGCACAAGAUUCAGAUAAUAGAAGUGUGUUUGAUAAUUUUGGUGAAGAAAUCGAACAAGAUCUAUUAGGAGAAGGACCAAAUGUUAUCGUACCACCUCCAUCAUUAUUCCCAGUUCAUCAAGCCGCUACUGCCAAAAGACAGAAAUCUUUGAAAUCAGGUAUGGAGUUGGUUACUGGUCUACCAGCUUUCGCAAGGGAUAGAUGUACGAUGACUUUGACUCAAGGUGAUCCUGAUGGAGCAUUGGAAAAGAGUGGGAAGAGGUUGAGAAGAUAUGUUGUUUUAAGUGAUCUGAGUGAUGAGAGUAGGUAUGCUUUGGAAUGGGCUAUUGGGACUGUGGCCAGGGAUGGAGAUGAGUUGUUUGUUAUUUCCGUAAAAGAAGAUGAGAGUAAGGUCGAUCCGAAAUCAUGGAAUAAUGCGGAUCGUGUACAGAAGCUUCGUGUGCAGAAAGAGCGUCAAGGAGGCGUACAAAUCCUCGUUCGUCAAGUCAACAGCCUCCUCUCCCGAACCCGACUCCAAAUCACCGUCACUUGUCAAUACCUCCACGCGAAGAACGCGAGACAUAUGUUAUUGGACCUGGUCGACUUUUUGGAACCUACCAUGGUGAUUGUGGGUUCGAGAGGUUUGGGAGAGAUCAAGGGUAUCCUCCUCGGAUCUACUUCACACUACCUAGUCCAAAAAUCAUCUGUACCCGUCAUGGUAGCCCGUCGUCGAUUACUCCGACCUCUACGUAAGACAAACCCUGCAAACUUGCGUCAUUCACCCCGUGUUUCACUCGCUUCGGCCAGUAUUGAAAAAGCCGCUUCGAGUAAACAAGAAGAUGAAAUUGUGGAUGUUGCCAAGGAAGAAGGUGCGGAAGAAGGGCCGGUCAGUGAGGUGUCGAGGGCUAUGGAGAGUAGAGAGUCUCUGUGA
Messenger RNA from Tremella mesenterica DSM 1558, 2040 nucleotides. RefSeq lists its product as uncharacterized. The coding region runs from base 1 to 2040 and encodes 679 amino acids. NCBI's taxonomy places the organism in Eukaryota, Fungi, Basidiomycota, Tremellomycetes, Tremellales, Tremellaceae. The record is from RefSeq and is a predicted model, not a curated record. The transcript is spliced from 6 exons.